This is a messenger RNA of Lottia gigantea (owl limpet), 2393 nucleotides long. RefSeq lists its product as hypothetical. The record is from RefSeq and is a predicted model, not a curated record. Bases 1 to 2067 code for a protein of 688 amino acids. Lineage: Eukaryota; Metazoa; Mollusca; Gastropoda; Lottiidae. Gene Ontology annotation, molecular function: protein binding. The transcript is spliced from 11 exons.
AUGGAAGAUUUAAAUAUGAAUGGUUUCCAUGGUGAGGAAUUAGAAAUUAUUGGUGAAAAUUUCCAUAGCAAUGUUUUAUCUACGCUGAAUAGUUUACGUCAAGGACAGAAAUUUUGUGAUGUGACGCUAGUGGUGGAACGUCACGAUGUCCCUGCACACAAAUGUAUAUUGGUAGCCUGCAGUCCAUUUUUAUUCGACCUAUUUACAAUUGAUGAAGAGAAUGGUGUUACUAGAAGUUCUUGUAAACUACGAGAAGUUUCUCACAAGGGAUUUCAAUAUUUGUUAGACUAUAUGUAUACUGGAAGGAUAUUGAUACGGAGCGAGGAUGUGAAGCUGGUUUAUGUGACGGCCAGGAAAUUAAAGAUGGAUGAGGUGGCGUUGAAAUGUGUGGCCUACCUGGCCAAUAAUCUCACUUCCAUCAAUUGUCUAGGUAUACGAUCGUACGCCCAGGAUGAGGAAAUGAAGGUCAAGGUCGACAACUAUAUCAAAUCAGACAUCAACAAAGUCAUCGUCAGUCCAAAUUUUUUUAGUUUACCAAAUUUACAGAUUGAAAUAGUUGGAAGAAAAGAAGAUGUCACUGAUAGUGAACAGAUCUCUCAUUUAUUAGAUCUAGUAUUAAUCUGGGCACAGAAUAACUUACAGGGCAAGAAAAAUAAACUAGAUAGACUCACAGAACAGAUGAAUCUGUUAUACCUAACUCGAGACAAUACUCUUCAAGACUGUCAGGAAUUCGAAGACGAGGAGCUGAAAGAGGAUGAUGGGAUACAGGAUUAUCGUAAACUGAAGCGUAAACAGAAUGGAGAGCGUAAUUUAACAGAAAAUAAUAACAACAAUAACAAGAUUAUCAGUAACAGUAGUUUACCCUUUCAAAAAUUCUCUCUGAUUAAAGAUGAAAAUAUAGAGAGAGAAUGGAAGAUUAUAGCCUACAAACAAACUGCAGAUAAUACAUAUAUGGGUAUAGCAAUAUUAAACAGUUGCCUAGUAACCAUUUCAUUACGCUAUCGUGUAGCUCAACAAUCCCCGUCUACUAGUGUAUCUGACCUAUCAGAAUCACCGACUAAUUCUACUAGUACUGACCCUCAAUAUGAUCGUAGUCGUUCGUUGAUACCAUUAAAUACCAUGUCAACACCUCGCUGUGGAUUUGGAUUGAGAUCUGUUAAUGGAAAACUUAUCGCCUGUGGUGGAUAUGAUAGAGGUGAAUGUUUAAAAUCAACAGAAUGUUUUAAUCUAGAAAGUAAUACGUGGACGAUGUUAGCUGACAUGAAAACAACGAGAGGAAGAUUCUCGGCAGCUCGAGUAGGAGAUACAAUCUUCGCCUGCGGAGGAUCAGAUGGUUACCAUGAAUUACGAACCGUAGAAGUUUACGAUGUAGAAAAAGACGUCUGGUCGUUUGUGGCUCCCAUGAUUAAACACAGAUCUUCACCGGGAGUUGCUGUUCUGGGUGAUCAGUUAUUCUGUAUUGGUGGUUGUAUGGGACAGAACAGUGUAGCUGAAUGUGAAGUUUAUGAUGCAAAAACUGAUUCUUGGUCUUUUAUAGCUUCACUCAAUACAGCCCGCUAUCAAGCGUCUGUAAGAGCGUAUAAUGGUAAACUGUAUGUGAUGGGGGGAACUGAUGGAUGGAAUUGUUUAAAUUCAGUAGAAGUUUAUGAUCCUGCUAUAAAUGAAUGGAGAUAUUUAGAAUCUCUGAAUGUCUGUCGCCGUGGGGCUGGAGUCGAGUGUUUUCAAGGUAAAUUAUAUGUAAUUGGUGGAAAUGAUGGAACCCAUUCGUUAAAAUCAACAGAAAUCUUUGAUGUGGAGAAUCAGAAGUGGAUAUUUGGUCCUGUAUUGGUCUCACCACGAUCUAAUAUAGGCUCGGCAGUUCUUGACGGUAGAUUAUUCGCUGUCGGAGGUUUUAACGGGAAGAAAUUUCUCGAUACCAUGGAAUAUCUAGAUGAUGCAAAUGAAUGGACAUUUUAUACCCCAUUCUACAAAACUCGCGGAAUAAACGGGGGUUUGUCUAGUAGUUGUGACAGCCUUGACAAUUCUAAUAAUAAUAGUGCUUUGGUAAUGGAUGGGCCAUUACAUUAGUUGUUUGCCCCCCUCCUCCUUUAUCCUCCCUCCUCAGAAAGAUAUCUUUACCCAGGGAGAAUGCAAAGUGAUACCUCCACUCUCCCUCUCCCACUCACUCACUUAUUUCCUGCAAUAGAUAUUCACAUAAAUAGCAAGUAUUUAUUCCUUAGAAUAGACAUUGCAAACUAUUUUGUGUGAGUUUUUAUUUACUGAUUGCUGGAGUGGAUUUUGUUUAAAAGCUAACAUGAAAUUUUGAAAAAGGUGAUAUACAAAUAAUGACCAUAACUCAAGUUUGUGGAAAUUAUCUACUGCUUCUAGCUCUUUUGAUUUGAUGUGAAAGUUGG